This is a messenger RNA of Penaeus indicus, 9726 nucleotides long. RefSeq lists its product as uncharacterized. The transcript is spliced from 6 exons. Lineage: Eukaryota; Metazoa; Arthropoda; Malacostraca; Decapoda; Penaeidae. Gene Ontology annotation, cellular component: nuclear body. Gene Ontology annotation, molecular function: transcription termination site sequence-specific DNA binding; helicase activity; protein binding. The record is from RefSeq and is a predicted model, not a curated record. Gene Ontology annotation, biological process: termination of RNA polymerase II transcription. Bases 102 to 6941 code for a protein of 2279 amino acids.
CGACCAUCAACUUGUAAACAAAACGUUGGCGACUGGACAUUUAUAUCAGCCAUAUCACAACUUUCUUCAUUUCUUCAAGAUUCUGAUACAGACAUGCGAAUAUGGAGAUGUUUUUAAAGCGUGAAGGUUUCAGCGAGAAAUUUCCAUUGUCACCCAGUAAGAAUCGCUACAUCUUGGGCCGCAACCCAACAUGUGACAUAAAAUUCACCAGCCCCUUCAUAUCACGGGAGCACUGCGAGAUCAAGCGUGUGCCGCCCCAUGGGACACUUAUGAUAAGGAACCUGAAGGCGACUAAUGUCACCUAUGUUGAUGGAUUGGAGCUGCGUGAUUUAGAAAUGAUUGCUGAGCUGAGACCAGGCUGCCAGAUUGGAUUGGGGGUCCCCCUGACCCAUGCCACAGAUGAAGGCAUCCGUAACAGCCAGUAUGUGUUCCUUCGGCUGUGUGAGCCAGAAGACCAGAAUGAAAGCCACGGUAAUACAAGCUGUUUAAAUGAAACAGUGAAUUUUUCUCCGGGACAAAGAGGGAGAAGACUUAGUAAUAGCCGCCCACCCGGUAAUACAGUACCCCGUACAGAAAAAUCAGAGGAUGCAAAGAAGAAUGCAAGUAGAACUGGACCCCUUGGCAUGGAUUACUCUGAGACUCCUCAGGAAGGUGGCAUUAUGACAAGUGCAUCAGCAACAUCCUUUGACCCUCAGAAAACAUCAUAUUCCCACAGUAGUUCUCAAAAUGAUUAUGUAAUGUCAAAGCUACAACCAAACUCCUCUGUUGGCUUUAUCCCAUGUAUUCAGUCACCCACAUCUACAGCAACCUCUUUGGUUGCAACUGCUAAUGUGCCACAUUCUUCAGGUACAACUAAAUCUCCAGCUUUGUGUCUUGCACAACCAGAGGUCAGUUGCAAUGGUAGUGGUGUAAAGGCACUACCAUUGCUCACACGCAUAUCAAAUGCCAAGAGAAAAGAAAGUCUAGAGCUUUUUGAUAAUACCGAUUUGAAAGUUCAAGUUAGUAUAGAUAAUCCGAAGUCUACUGAGCCUCUCCCAAGAAGAAACAGUAGAGAUGACUGUAUGGGAUUAACUUCUCAUCAAAGUGAAUUUAGUAAUCAACAGAAAGAUGCUGCUUCUGCAGGAGAUGAAAUGAGAAAAUCUAGUCUUAGUAUAUCUGGCCUUCCUCUUCAUGCAGAGGAAACAAAACAGGUUCCCUCUUCAUUGCCAUCUGAAAGUCGGUAUUCGUCUCCAAUAGUUCAAAGCUUGGAAACUCACAGAAGACAGAAACAGAGUUCAGGUACCCAUGGUGUGUCACAGAUUCAGCAGGAUUCCAGCAUGUGGCCUGAGGGUGAUGCCUGUAAUAGGGCAUCACCCUCUUUUCCAAUCCAACAUGCUCCUGAAGUGCCAGAUGUUGUUUCUGGCAGCAAACCUUUUAGUUCAUCCAAAGUGUUGGAAGUUAACUCCACAAGAAAAGCAAAGGCAUCAGAGGAAAAUCUGAAGGAAAGCACAAUUGAAGAUACAGCAACUGUAAUGGAGACCUCAAACAAUUUCCUAGAUGAAAAAAGAGCUCCUGGAUUGGAGAAUCAGACCCCUUUUCAGGGCCAGCAUAUAGAAGCAAAGCAGAUACUUCAAACUGUUGAUAAUACCACAGUUCAGACUCCUGUGUUAGGGCUAGUUGAGACUUCUGCUUGUGUAAAAGCUACCAAAGAACAGACAAAUUUUAUGGAAAAAAGAAUUGGAUUUGAUACUAACAAAGACCAAAAAGGGGAACCAAUUACCAUUGAUGACUUUCUUGAAGAGGAUGUCAUUGACCUCACACAGCAGGAUCCUGAACCUGAUAGGUCUGUUGAAAAAAGGACUGAGGAUAAAGAGCAAGACUUGAUGGACUGCUUUGUUGCUGACCUUAUGGAAGAGGAGAAGGGGGAGACAUCUAGUGAAGGAUCUGCAAAGAGGAAGAGGAAUACUGGAGAAGAAACAAUAAAGUCUCUAAGCUCCACUAGUGCUGAUUUCAAGGAUGUGAAAAAGGCAAGACUAAUUGCACCAGCUGUUAGCAAUUUAAAUUCCAGGGAAGACUCGGGAAGCGACAGUGAUAGUGGUGUUCUUAAAACUCUUAGGAAUCCCAAGCUGAAAAGGAGCAUUGUACUAGAUUCUGACAGUGAGACAGAAAUGGAAAAAUCAAAGUCUUUGAAUGAACAAACACAACCAAAGGAGCAAUUUAGAAUGAAAUCUGAAGUUAAUGCUUGGGCAAAGAGAGAUUGCCAAGUAGCCAUUGAAAGGCUGCCAUCAUCUCUUGUUAAAGGUGCAGUGAGUGGGAAGGAAAUAAUUAAUGAUAAAAAGAGUGAACUAACUGUGCAAACUCUCCCUAUGGAUAGCAGAAGCAGAAUUCUUACUUCAAAAGAAAACAAAAUCUCUGGAAACACAGACAACAAAGUUUCUUCCAUGGUAAGUAAGCAAAUUAGCAAAACUGAUCCCUAUAUUAUAUAUGGUCUUCAGGACAGUGAUGAUGAUCUUCCAGAUCUCGAUAACGCAGAUUUAAAACCAAUUCGUGAAUCAGUAUCCUCAGAGAAUAUAAUAGCAAGGAGAAGUAGCACUGAAGAUAACAAUAAAAAGAAGGAGAAAGAUCCACCAAAGGCACUCAGUGAUCGAAGAGGAUCUUUUGAUAGGCAGUGCAGUAAUCCACCUAUAAAACACCACAUUGGUGCCAUAGGAAGAAAAGAAUCUGAACCUCCAGGCAAGAGACACAAGAGGCAAAGCUCCAGGGAUUCACAACCAUUUGAUGCACAAGAGACCAGAGAUUCCCAGGGCCUCAGGCAGCAGAAAGUAAGCAGAACAGACAAUCCCAAUUCAGCUCCUGAGGUCUCAUCAUCCAAGGCAGGCAGAAGUUACAAAAACUCUGGGGAAUCCUCUGAUGCGGCUUCCUCUAAAGACACAACAAAGUGUGUUGUAGAAACCUCUGCUUCUAAUGAAAAUGAUGACUACAUCUUUUGCAAGCCGAGACCAGAUGCACUGGUCAAAAUCAAGAAAGAGAAGGGGGUACAAGAAAACGUAGUAAAUGUGAAAAUAAAAACAGAGAAAGUAGAGAAAGACCAAUGGCAUAUAAACAUUAAAAAGGAGCCAGAAGAUAAGAAAAAGGAGUGUACAGAGAAAGAGAAAGUUAGUGACACAUGUGACGAUGAAGAUGAUGAUGUUCUCAUAAUGUAUUCUCAGGUGGAUGAACCCAUCUGGUUGUCUAGUGAUGAGGAGGACUCUUCCACAUCAGUGGCUGCAGAUGUGUCUUUUGGCCCCCUUCCCCCAAGCCCAGAAUUAGGCAUAGAGGAAUUAUUUGCCACAGAAGAACAGCAGAAGGAGGCAGGAACAGCAGAUAAGUCUAAGGAUGGUGCUGUUACAGAAGUAGAUAUCGACGAGGAUGACCAGUGGUUCCCUGUUUUAUCUCAGUCAUUCUGGGAUGAUGACAUUGAGGAGACCAAAAAGUCAUCCAAAAUUGAUGAGCCAGUUGCAGGUCCAAGCAGCACAGGCAGUUGUGCUAAACAAAAUGAUGAGUUGGAAGAUGAUGACAAGUGGCUUGAACUCUCACAGGGAUUCAUGGAUGAUGAUGCUGAUUUUGAUAACAAGUCUUCCAAAGAUAAAGAUGCAACUGACAGCAGCUUAAAGUAUCGCAGUGCAGCUGUAGAAAAAAACAAGAACAAGGACCCCAGGAAAUCUCAGCUCAUAGAUCCUAAGAUGCCUCCUGCUCGGACAAAGAGUGACAACCUUCGCAAAAGGGGUCUGGGCACCAAUGAUGCUGCCAAUUGGGUUUCUAAACAGCCAGGUCAAAAGAAGGCAUCAGACUUAGAACACAAAAGACAGGAAGAAUCUGCUGAAAGGCAUACCAAGACUAGAACCACAAAGAUUAUCACCCCACCCCAGAAGAGUCGCAGGAAGAAAGGACCCAGUUUGCGGGAAAACUUGACAGCAAAAUAUAACUUGCAGUCAUACAAAUCAACUGUAGAACAAAAGAAGGAAAACCAUCACCUUGUCUUAAGAACUGAAGAAGAUAAGAAGAAAGAGUCUUCCCACAGGAAAUCACACUUAGUUACAUCGGAACCCCGGAAAGAGGAAAACAUAUCAAUACAAAAGAAGCCUUCUCAUAAGGAAGGUGGGGACCAGGCAAAAUCCAGGUCGACAGUUGCAGCCAAAAUUACAUCUAAGAAUCGUUCAGAUAAGCUCAUUGACAUAAACAUCUUUCCUUCACCUGAAGUCCCCAAACCCCAAUCGCGGAAGAAAUACAAAAUCCCCAAAAAUGAUACUACUAAGAAGGCAGAUUCCAGAGAUGAUAAAAAAGGAGAAGGAAGUAGUCAUGUACUGGAUGCAAGCACCAAGAAGGCCCUUCCAGCACCUGAAAUAAACACUUUGGAAAACAGUGAAAUGCAGACCAGAGCAGCUCCUAUGCAAAAAGAUUCAGAAAAAGUUGCUGCAACAGGUGUUGGAAAAGCAAGUAGCAUUAAAAAAGAUACAGAGAAAGGAAAUGCGAAGGCUAAGAAACAUGUUCGUUUUCCAAGCCAGCUUGAAGAUUUGGUGAAAGUCUUGUACAUAUCACCACGCAAAAAUGCAGAUCGAUUGGGAGCAUUGUCUGUUAAAGCAAAGGAAGUGUUACCCAAAGAACUCUUAUUUUUGAAGUACAAGAUUCCCAACAACUAUUUUGAUCAGUUCAUUUACUUUGUGUGCAGAUGGAAUUAUGACUGGCUUGACAGCUACAGAGUCAUGCAGGAGAAGCAUGCAAAUGGCAAGCUGAAAGAGGUGAGGCCUCCUCCAAUUGUCCAGAACACCACCUAUCCAACGCUCAUAUUGUAUGACUCAUACAAUGACUAUAAAGAGAUUUUCAGCACCCUCAUGUACUAUGAAGUCUGGGAGCACAUAUACCAGGACUGGUUACAGUACAGAAAUAACAAUAUGUGGUUGACAGCUCAGAUUGAUGUAAUACAACCCCUGGGUGUAGAUAGGGAUGUUAAUGCCCCCAAGUUUUGGAUGGUAAAGGUGAUUACAUUGAUCACACAAGAACAGAGCAACCGAAACUACCAUCCUAGGCAAGGUUCUCUUGUAGCCUUAAAGCUUCAUGAAGGAAAGAGAAGAGUAGUGAUUUUGGGCUAUGUUGAUAACAUCAUCAAGUCCAGAAAACGAAAUGUUACAAAAGAACUGGAUAUGAUGGUCCCACAGGGUGAAGUUUGCCUUCUUCUCAGCAUGCGUGUCACAAAGGACACCAUCCAGACUGUUAAACUAGGGAAGAUAAUAUAUGUUAGCAAUGUCUCUUACAUUCGCCCUGCUACGAGAACUUGGGAAGGUUUGUGCAAACUCCCUCAGUCCCCUUUGUGUGGUGACAUACUCAAGCCAUCUGAAGAAGUGUUCAAAUGUAGUCAACACCCAGGAGAGUACAUCAUUCAUGACAUGCCUCUCAACAGUGUGCAGAAGAAGGCUGUUGUUGAAGUUAGUAGUAAAUGCACUGUUGAUGAGCUGGUGCCAAAGAUUAGCUUGAUUCACGGUCCACCGGGAACAGGUAAAACACGGACUAUAACUGCCCUUAUAGCCCAGAUAACAAAGUCUUGCCGUGAAAAUAAGAGGCCAUGCAGAAUUCUCCUGUGUGCCCCAUCAAAUGCAGCUGUUGAUGAAUUAACCCUACGUCUUAUCAAGCUCAAAGAAAUUGGGUUGUCUCUCCGCCUGGUGAGGGUUGGUGUGAAAGAAAGCAUAAAUAAUGAGUUGAGGGAAUAUACCCUUGAUGCUUUUGUACAGAGACAGGUUAAAAUUGAACUUUCCACCCCCAAGAAUGUAUCGACCCGACAAGAAUGGGAAAGGAAGAGGUACAUGGCAAAACAGGCAGCAGAUGCAUUGGAAAAGGCAAGGAAGGAGAAUAGGAAUAAGGAGGAGAUCAAGGCAAUGGAGACUCGUUUAAAUGAAUUAGUUAGAGGAAAAACAGAGUUCGAAAGAAGCUUCCAUUCCCAGCCUAAUUCACAGGAACGAUAUAAACUACAGCAAAAGUGGCAGGAGCAGUUUCUCUUAGGAGCAGAGGUCAUUACUGUGACGUUAGGAGGCUGUGUCUCAGGUGUGAUGCAGGAAGCCCUUGGCAAAUUGCCUCAUGCAUUUACAUGCUGCAUCGUUGAUGAAGCUGGACAAUGCAAAGAAACUGAAACUUGGCUUCCAUUGCUCUAUGGUGUCCGCAAGUUGGUUCUGGUGGGAGACCACAAACAGCUUCCAGCCACUGUGAUCUCACAGCUAGCCCAGUACAAAAAUCUCAAGCAAUCGCUCUUUGAGAGGUUCUUUUACCGUUAUGUGAUAGAACUGCAGAUGGACAACCUCAUCCACUCUCUCAAUGUCCAGUACAGAAUGCAUCCAGAGAUUGCAGACUGGCCCUGUAAACACUUCUAUUUGAACAAGCUUGUGACAAGUCCAGAAAUUGUAAUGCAAAGAUCGUAUGGUCUGAGACCAUAUAUUGUUUUUGAUCUGAAGACAUCUCAAGAGCAAAAAAACCAAAACAAUGAGUUCUACAAUCCAGCAGAAGCAUCACUGAUUCGCAUUCUUUUGGAAGCAAUUGAGCCAGAUAUUGCACAGCAGAAGGUAGCCAUCAUAACCCCUUACCAGUGCCAAAAGUACAAACUUGAGGAGAAGCUGGCAAAAUUCUUUGGCCGGAUCAACCUAGUUAUCAACACAAUUGAUGCAUUCCAGGGCCAGGAGCGUGAUGUGGUAAUCCUUUCCUUUGUUCGGGCCAAUGCAGAGGCCAACAUUGGCUUUCUCUCUCAGCGUCAGCGUCUUAAUGUGGCCCUUACGCGUGCUCGUCGCUCCUGCUAUAUUGUGGCCAACCUAAGUACACUUGCACAGAAUGAUGAUUGGAAAUCACUCAUACAGAAUGCCCAGGACCGCAGUGUUAUAAGAACCAUCACUCAAGCAGAAGAGAAUAACAGAGCACACAUCAGAAAGCUUGUCCAGAAAUGAGAUGCAUGUCUGCACAAAUGUGGCAUUGUGUUCUGGCCCUUCACUACGGUUCCUUAUUUACAUUCUUGAGUGUGCUGUACAUUAUGGUUGGCAUUUAAGAGUAAAAAAGUUAUGCUGCACUUUUUGUAUGGAGUGAACCUGAUUUUAUCAUAUGUGGCAGUUUUCAAAAGGAAAAGAGAAGAAAAGAGAAGCAAGCAAAGAAGAAAAGCGAAGGCAAUAAGCAUAAAGAGCAUUUCAGGUUGUUGGCUAUGUUAUAUUUACUUAGCUUGAUCCUGGGGGGUUGAGAUUUUUGGAAAGCUUUAGUAAAGCUGUGAUUAGGUGUUAUCUCUAUGAAAUCCAUAUGAGGAAUAUUGACAUUAAUGAAAGGAAACCUUUUUUAUGAUAGAAAUACCUUCAACAUGAAGUGUUAUGUGAAUGUACUAUGUGAUCAUAUAUUUUUUUACAUUUUCAUCUUUCAGUACAUUUCUUGUUAACCAUUUGCCGUAAUAAAGAGAAUAAACAGCUGCAAUUAGCUGUUUAAAGAUACUAUGUGUCACCUGCAUAGCCCGUUCUUUGUUGCUGUCAUGUGUUCAGGAAGGAUUUUUUUUUGUUUGUUUUAUUCUAUUUAUUACAGAUUUUAAGAUUUAGCUAUUAACUGUCUUUUUUUUAUUACUUGUUUCUCUCCUCUUAAUAAGAAGGCCUAUAAAAGAUACUAAGUACACUGUACACCAUGUCUGAGAGAUAAGGAUUGGUAUUGUCCUUUAUAUAAGACUGGUUUCCUUGUGAUAAAAAUGUUUUAUUGGACAAUUUUCCCCUUGAUUUAUAUAUAAUGUAAAUGAUCUGAUACUAGGAAUUAAGUGUUAUCAGACAAAAUAUUUCAAUGUAGCCAAGAUGGAACGAACUUAAAUUAAGACUGAAUUCUGUGGAGUGAAAGGAUUCUCUAUUUCCUUUUUUUAGGCUACUUGAAUGUGAUAUUGAAAUAGGAAGCUUUAUUAUUUCUCUUGAUAUUAGUAAAUGUAUUUUUGAAGCUAUAUUUUUCAUUAUUGUGACAGUCAUGCACUGCUUAUUCACUGGACAUUGUGUGAACACUUAAUAUAUGUACUUGCAAAGCUAGAUGGAAUAUUAACUUACAUGACAGAUGUAAGCAUAUAUAUCUUUCAAGCAAAGCAAUUGGGCUGCCAGGUAUGUAAUGGUAAGAUACAAUUAUACAUCCUAGAAAAACAUGUUCUGAAUCAUAAUGAAAUCCUGUGCUAUUGCCUUAUGUACUGCGCUUUCUAUAGUAAUUUUAAUGUGAACUUUCCUUACUUUAAAAUAAAAGGUUUAGUGUCGAGCAGUGUAUGCUUCAAUUCUUAGGUAGCAAUUCUUGUAAACGAUAUGGAUUUUUAGUGUUGCAGCAUAAUUUCUCUAUCAUUAAAAAAAUAUAUAUAUUACUACCGAGUGCAUCAUGGCUCCCAAAUGCAGCAAAACCAGUGCAAGUGGUAACAGCUACAAGAAGCAAAGGCCAAUUUGAAAUUGAAAUAUAAGGUGAAAAAUCCAAUGAGAAUCAGCUCAUGGGACCACAGACAUAAACGGUGUAUGACAGAAUUUAUGAUACAAAUAUAAAUUAGGCAAAUUGUUUAUUAUCAUUUUUAUACAGUUCAUAUCGUUAUAAAAUUAUUUUUUGCUCAUAUCAACCAUGACACAUAGUGAAGUUGAUAUUUAUUCAGACAAAAUAUGUUCCCAAAAUGAUGUAAACAUCACUAUUCUAAAUAAAAGUAUAGUUGGAAAAAUAGUGUAUAGUGACUUGGAACUAUAUUAAGCCCAGAGGAUGCUGGAGAUCUGUGUCAUUCAGUUCAUAAAGUGAAAAUAAUAGGAAAAUAAUAGGUACUCUUUGCUGUAUAUAUCAGUUAAGAUAAAAAAGUUAAACUAUAUAACAUAUAAGUCUAGCUAUUUUAGAUACUGAAAUUGUGAAAAAGCCCCCCCCCCCCCCCCCCUAAGUAAAAGUAAUGUGAUAUCUCAGUAUUUCAGUUGAUUAUGUUAAUUUGAUACUUUUUGGUAAAGAAAAAAAAAAAAAAAAAAAAUGUAUGAUUGGUUUACAUUCUCUGUUAAAAAAAUACAAACUAAUAUAUGGUUGGUUUAAGUUCGCCUAUGAAUGUAGGUUGUAUAUUACCAUUUCUGUGUGUGUGUGCUAAAACAAAUGUGACUGUAAAGGAGUGUGCGAGGGAGUGAGAUAACAUAGAAUGCAAAAUGUGUGUUUCAUAGUUGGGAAAAGUAAGUGCUCUGUUACGCAGGAUGACAUCACAUGACAUCCUAGUUACAUGGACUGUCCACUGUGGUUUGGUUUAAUCAAUUUUGUUUACCCAUAGAGGCUUCACAAGUACUUACCAAGGAGUCAAUUAUGAGGCCUACCUAACCUCACCUAUUUACCCUACUCCUUGAACUUUUGGGAAAGAAAGUUUUUAUUUCUAAUAUUAUUGUUAUUAAUCAUAUAAUUGUUAUUACUGAUAUCAUUAUUGUUAUUAUAAUGUUAUUACAAAAAUUAACACUAAAAAUAAACUUUUCUCCAAAAAUUAAAGAAAUACAGUAAAUGAUGAGGUUCGGUAGAACUAGUAAUUAACUAAAUGUGACUAAAAUCACAGUGGACAGGACAAGUAUACAUGCCCUCCUGUCACCAAAGAAUUAAAAUAAAUUCCUUUCAGUCAUAUGAUGAUGCACUUAUAGAUUAGGUACAUCUGUGCUCCAAUUAUGAGUGGUUGCUGAGAUGGCAUUUUACCAAAAGGUGCUUUGCUUUGCUUUUUUUUUAUUUUUUUUUUUUAUUAUUUUUUUU